AUGACCUCCCGCGAUGGCUUUCAAUGGACUCCUCAAAAUGGUCUGAAACAAGGUGUUCCAUCUCUUGGGGUCAUAUCCCCAUCAGCAAAAAUCACCUCGGACACACCAUGGGAUGUCAUUGUCGUCGGAGGUGGAUAUUCUGGUCUCACGGCCACUCGAGACCUGUGCGUGGCAGGAUUGAAAGUCCUCCUUUUUGAAGCCCGCGAUCGCAUUGGUGGCAGGUCUUGGUCGUCUAAUAUCGAAGGCUACCCCUUCGAGAUGGGAGGUACUUGGGUCCAUUGGCACCAGGCGAAUGUCUGGCGUGAGAUUUCUAGGUACCAGAUGGGAGAUGAGUUGGAGCCUUCUUUUGAUUUCUCCCGCGGAGUAAACUACUUCGAACUGCGUACCGAUCAAUAUGCUACAACCAUGAGUCACGAGGAAGAGGAUACACUACUCGCCACGGCGUUGGAGAAGUUUGUGAACGUCGACGGCGACAUGGGCCGCAUCGUUAUCCCCUUUCCUUAUUCCGCAUUCCAUAACCCUGAUGCACGCAAAUACGACGAAAUGUCUGUUCUAGAUCGCCUGAACAUCAUUUCUCAAUCCCUCACACCGAACGAACGAACCGCACUUGAAAGCUUUAUUCUGCUCUGCAGCUGUGGCACCCUUGAGACAACCAGCUUCUUCGAGUUUUUACACUGGUGGGCUUUGUGUGGCUACAGCUACCGCGGUUGCAUGGACUGCCUCAUCUCAUUCAAGUUCAAGGGAGGCCAAUCCUCAUUUGCCAUCAAGUUCUUCAAUGAGGCGCUGUCGUCGGGAAAUCUAUCUUAUGCAUUUAACAGCCCUGUUAAGUCGAUUCGGGAUGAGGACAAGGAAGUCACUGUGACGACUCGAGAUGGCCGCAGCUUCACGGCAUCGCGCUUGGUUUCCACAAUUCCGCUCAACGUGCUUAGUGAUAUUACUUUCAACCCUCCUCUUGACCCUAUCCGUACGACAGCAACCCAGACCGGCCAUGUCAACCAGUGUGUCAAGGUACAUGCUGAGAUAUCGAACAAGGAUAUGCGCUCUUGGACUGGAAUUUCCUAUCCAUUCAACAAACUCACAUACGCGAUCGGAGAUGGGACCACGCCAGCUGGAAAUACACACAUUGUAUGCUUCGGAGGAAACCACAACCACAUCCAGCCCGAGGAGGAUAUAAAUGCAACCAAAGCGGCCGUGGAAAGCAUGGCUCCUGGCAACAUGGACAUCCAGCGUCUGGUAUUCCAUAAUUGGUCUAAGGAUGAAUUCGCCAAGGGAGCAUGGUUCUUCUCCUCUCCAGGAUUCAUCUCCAGCUCGCUUGAUGCACUUCGCAAACGACAUGGAAACAUACUUUUUGCCAACUCGGACUGGGCGAUUGGGUGGCGCAGCUUUAUUGAUGGGGCUAUUGAAGAGGGUACCCGGGCAGCUCUUACGGUGAAGGAAGAUCUUCGAUCUAUUAGUACUCCACUCCGGUCUCACCUAUAG
Penicillium manginii is the source of this 1479-nucleotide messenger RNA. RefSeq names its product flavin monoamine oxidase family protein. Gene Ontology annotation, molecular function: oxidoreductase activity. The transcript is spliced from 3 exons. The record is from RefSeq and is a predicted model, not a curated record. Bases 1 to 1479 code for a protein of 492 amino acids. Lineage: Eukaryota; Fungi; Ascomycota; Eurotiomycetes; Eurotiales; Aspergillaceae.